AUGAAGCUUGCUAUGAGAGUAGCUUCAAUCCAACCACGUACAUCAUCCUCUAUUUCUCAAAACAACCCUACUUGUCCAUUUUUUGAAUCCAACAUAAGCUCACAAUUCAGCAAGUCUUUGCCAUCUCCAUCAACCAAAUGCAACUUUCCCAAACUUAGACAGAAAUGGAAGCAAUACCAAGGAAUUGACCAUUGGGAAGGUGGUCUUGUCGUCACAGGAGAAGAAGAUGCUCCCAUGGUGCAAAAAGGGUUUUUCAGUCUUUACACAUCCAAAACAUCUACACGUGCAAGUUUGCAAGAGAUGAUAAGAAAAGAGAUUGGAAGAGUGAUUCAAAAAUACACUAAUGAACCUCUUAGUUUAACCCUAACAGGUCAUAGUCUUGGAGCUGCACUUGCGAUUUUGAGUGCAUAUGAUAUAACCACCACUUUCCAGAAUGCACCUAUGGUUACUGUUAUUUCAUUUGGUGGACCUCGUGUCGGAAAUGACAGUUUUAGAAAGCAAUUGGAACAAAAAGGGAUUAAGAUACUAAGAAUAGUAAACUCCGAUGAUGUUGUUACAAAAGUUCCAGGCUUUAUUUUGAACUUAGAUGAAUUCGUAAAUAAUGAGGAUGUUGGUGUGGGAAUUUGGUCAAGAUGGUUAUACAAAUACAUAGAAAACAUGCAAUUGGAAUAUGUUGACAUUGGACAAGAGUUGAGACUAAGUAGUAGGGAGUUUCCAUGUCUCAAUAGGAGAGAUGUUGUUAUGUGUCAUGAUCUCAAAACAUACCUUCAUUUGGUCAAAAACUUUGUAAGCUCCUCUUGUGCUUGUAAACACAAAAAGAUUCACUCCAUUCAGUCAUGA
This is a messenger RNA of Vigna radiata var. radiata (mung bean), 840 nucleotides long. RefSeq names its product phospholipase A(1) DAD1, chloroplastic. The record is from RefSeq and is a predicted model, not a curated record. Gene Ontology annotation, molecular function: glycerophospholipase activity. The transcript is spliced from 2 exons. Gene Ontology annotation, biological process: lipid metabolic process. Lineage: Eukaryota; Viridiplantae; Streptophyta; Magnoliopsida; Fabales; Fabaceae. Bases 1 to 840 code for a protein of 279 amino acids.